Molecule: messenger RNA, 1477 nt
Organism: Phanerochaete carnosa HHB-10118-sp
Lineage: Eukaryota; Fungi; Basidiomycota; Agaricomycetes; Polyporales; Phanerochaetaceae
Exons: 3
Coding region: 45-1304 (419 amino acids)
Molecular function (GO): protein binding
Source: RefSeq, a predicted model, not a curated record
GCGGCUUACCCCCGCCUGUGACUGACCAUCACAACCAUACGUUCAUGACACACAGGCAAAGUGACCGAGAUCCAACCUAUACACGCUGGGUACAUAAUCAGCAUCCAAAACACAUAACCUUCCCCGCUCAUGAUCGUUCUGUUGUCACUUGUUUGAUAUUCACCCACGGGAGGAUUAUCUCUGCCUCCGACAACCACUCUAUUCACGUGUAUGACCCUAUCACAGGAAACCUCAUUCACUCGCUUGACGGUCAUAAAGGCGGUGUAUGGUCGAUAGCAGCCACCAAAAAUACCUUGGUCAGUGGUUCCACGGACCAAACAGUCCGGGUUUGGGACCUUACUACGGGGCGGUGCACCCUCGUCUUUGGAGGGCAUACGAGUACCAUUCGUUGCCUGGAGAUCGUCAAGCCUGAGUGGAUCGAUGUAGAGAACGAGAGCGGGACGAUCAUACGCGAGAAAUGGCCAAAACGACCAUUGAUCGUGACGGGUAGUCGCGACCACUCACUGAGGGUGUGGUCGCUGCCCCGGCCAGGCGAUGCCGAGUACAAAAGUACGGAGGAGUCCGAGAUCGAUCCUUCCGAGGUGGGUAACCCAUACCAUCGCCUGCACCUGAAAGGCCAUGACGGUGCGGUUCGCGCCCUCGCUGCUCAAGGCCGCACCCUUGUCUCGGGCAGCUACGACUACACUGUACGAGUAUGGGAUAUCAUCUCUGGAACUUGCAGGUGGGUCUUGGAAGGACAUACCCAUAAAGUCUACAGCGUUGUUCUAGAUAUUCACCGCAAUUUUGCCUGUUCUGGCUCCAUGGACGGCACCGUCCGCGUCUGGGACCUCAACACCGGUCAAAACCGCCAUACGCUUCAAGGACACACCUCGCUUGUCGGCUUGCUCGGCUUGUCGCCGUCCUAUCUCGUCUCCGCUGCUGCUGACGCGACGCUGAAGGUGUGGAACCCCGAGAGUGGUGAACUCCAACACACGCUAGCCGUCCACCAAGGAGCCAUCACAUGCUUCCAGCACGAUGAGGACAAAGUCCUCAGCGGCUCCGACGGCGCGCUGAAGAUGUGGGAUAUCCGCGAGGGCACACAAGUCCGCGACCUGCUUACUAAUGUCACGGGCGUGUGGCAAGUCGUCUUCAAGGGCCGCUGGUGUAUCGCUGCUAGCAACCGCGAUAACGCAACGGUGCUCGACGUAUGGGACUUUGGCAUGGAAGAAGGUGAUGAGCGGGAAGACGAGCCCCCGGACGGCAUCUACGAUGACGACACGGACGAUGAGGACAGCGAUCAAGCCGAGGGCGAGGCGAUGGAUUAGAGCUUGUAGCUUUAAAGCUCAAUCCUUUAACUGUCGCGCAGGCGCUCGUUUGAAUAUUUGAAAGGAGGCGACGACUUUACGUGGACGUCGGGCUUAUUGUCGUUCGUCCUAACAGGCAAAAGGAUUGUUUGUUCUGCACUGUGUUUGGUACGAGGAAUGACAUUAAAAUUAAU